Plasmodium cynomolgi strain B is the source of this 945-nucleotide messenger RNA. RefSeq lists its product as hypothetical. The transcript has a single exon. The record is from RefSeq and is a predicted model, not a curated record. The annotation marks the transcript as partial. NCBI's taxonomy places the organism in Eukaryota, Apicomplexa, Aconoidasida, Haemosporida, Plasmodiidae.
AUGCUAGUCAACAUUACGAUAAUCCUGGACCGAGUCAUAUCGGAACUGAUUAGUCAUUAUAGAGUAAAAAAAAUGGCCCCAAGCGAACAGGAACAGCAUUUCGAAAAUUUUUUCAAAAUUCUAUACAAACUAUUGAGCAAUAUAAGUUACAAUUCGAAGGAGGAAAAAUAUAAAAUUAUAAAAUUCAGUAACAGUCAAAUUAAAACGUCUUUUUUAACAAAUUGUGAAAUUUUUAAUUUAACAAAAUUGUUAUUUGAGAUAUUAAAUUUUAAUACGAGUAGUUACGGGGUGGGUAUUUCCCCUUCGAGUGAAGACCCCAAUGUAAGGCCCGAACAAAUGGGAGAAGAUAUCGCAUCAUCACCUUACUAUGUAGACCUGAUCUGGAAAUUUGAAGACCCCUUUAGCGACAAAGAGUCUAUACUGUUUGAAUUUGUCCUGACCUCCGUCAAUAUAAUUAUGAAUAUGAUAAAUAAAAAAGUCCCACGCAUCCGAAUGAGUAACGAAAAAAUAUUUCCAUCGGAUGGAAAAACAGAACAGAGAGUAUCACAGGAAAUUGAAAUUUCGAAAAAGUACUUUGAAGACCCGAAGAAGUAUUUGGAAAAAUUAUCAAAUAAUAUUUCUCCCAUAAAUAACAAACUGCUAAUUAUUCAUGAGAAGAACAAACAAGAACAGCAGGCCUUGAGUGACAUUCGUAAAUUACACAAUGAGAAAUAUGCGGUACAUAAAAAUUAUGAAAACGGUAGUGUUGCAUAUGGAAAAAACUCACAUGGCGCAUCCAGCCGGAACAGCACAUCCGCAGCGGGAAGGAUGUACAGUUUGAGUGGAAAAAAAAAAAAUCAUUCUGCGGAUAAUCGUUAUUGUACUGACAAUGAAUUGGGGGAUAAAAAUAGCUUACAGAAGGGCACCAAAAAGAUAAAGCAUUUCUUCAAAAAUUUAUUUAAAAAG